GUAGCGGUACUCGCAUUGCUUUCUGGUGCAAACCCCUAUACACAACCGCGCCGGUCGCAGCUAUCGCGCGCGCUCUGCCUUUUACUUUGAUCCGGUUGGUCGGUGAUUGGGGGGAGACGGACGGUCAAACAGUACUCGAGGGACGUGCGAAGCGGACUGUGGAAGAUGUUGACGUUACUGACAGCCAUGUAUCUGGUGGUGCGGGCGGUUUCGUCGCAGUCUGACCCUAUUCGAGUUCUCGUGACCGGAGCCGCCGGACAGAUCGCAUAUUCUCUUCUGUACAGCAUUGCUAAAGGGGAUGUCUUUGGCAAAGAUCAGCCCAUCAUCCUCGUGCUGCUCGACAUAUCGCCCAUGCUCCCGGUCCUGGAUGGGGUUGUCAUGGAGCUGCAGGACUGCGCUCUCCCGCUCCUGAGGGAGGUCAUUCCCACGGACAAGGUGGAGGUGGGCUUUAAGGACCUGGACGCCGCCAUCUUGGUAGGCUCAAUGCCCAGGAAGGAGGGCAUGGAGAGGAAGGACUUGCUGAAGGCCAACGUGGCCAUCUUCAAGACCCAGGGCGAGGCCUUGGACAAGUACGCCAAGAAGACGGUCAAGGUCCUGGUGGUGGGAAACCCGGCCAACACCAACUGCCUGAUCGCCUCCAAAUCCGCCCCCUCCAUCCCCAAGGAGAACUUCUCCUGCCUGACCCGACUGGACCACAACAGAGCCUGCUCACAGGUGGCCAUGCGCUGUGGAGUGGCCUCCAACAACGUGAAGAACGUGAUCAUCUGGGGGAACCACUCCUCCACGCAGUACCCGGACGUGCACCACGCCAAGGUGUCGCGCGGCGGACAGGAAGUGGGGGCCUACGAGGCCGUGAAGGACGACAGCUGGCUGAAAGGGAGCUUCAUCUCCACGGUGCAGCAGCGUGGAGCGGCCGUCAUUAAGGCCAGGAAGCUCUCCAGUGCCAUGUCGGCCGCCAAGGCCAUCUGUGACCACAUGAGGGACAUCUGGCACGGGACCACUGAGGGCCAGUUCAUCUCCAUGGGCGUGUACUCCAGCGGGAAUUCCUACGGCGUUCCCGAAGACCUGAUCUACUCCUUCCCCGUGGUGAUCAAGAACAAGUCCUGGAAGAUCGUGGACGGGCUCCCGGUCAACGACUUCUCCCGCGGCAAGAUGGACGCCACGGCGGCCGAGCUGGUGGAGGAGAGGGACACCGCCGUGUCCUUCCUGGGCGUCUGACUGGAGCCGGGCCGCACACGGGCCUCACAGGGGCCCGAGCCUCCUCCCCAUCGCCUGUAACAACACCCUACGCCCCCGAGCCUCCUCCCCAUCGCCUGUAACAACACCCUACGCCCUACCUACGCCCCCGAGCCUCCUCCCCAUCGUCUGUAACAACACCCCACCCCGCCUACGCCCCCGAGCCUCCUCCCCAUCGUCUGUAACAACACCCCACCCCGCCUACGCCCCCGAGCCUCCUCCCCAUCGUCUGUAACAACACCCUACGCCCCCGAGCCUCCUCCCCAUCGUCUGUAACAACACCCCACCCCGCCUACGCCCCAAACCCUCCCCCCUCAUCUAUAACAACACCCCGCCUACGCCCCCGAGCUUCCUCCCCAUCGUCUGUAACAACACCCCACCCCGCCUACACCCCAAACCCUCCCCCCUCGUCUAUAACAACACCUACGCCCCCUCUACCCCCUCUACAGCCCCCCCCACACACACACACCCAAACCCUCCCCGUCUAUAAAAACACAGCGUGUUUCAUGUGUGUGCGUGUGUCGUGUUGCAGGCCUUUAAAAGUAACAACAGUUAAUAAAACAGUCCCCUCCGGCCUGUGUCUGUAACGCUGGGGAACGUGGUUUAGUACACAGGUUAACCAAGCACUUAGUCACCCAGUCAAUGUAACGGUUACGUGUUAAGACCCACAAUAAAACCAAGAAAACAGUGACAACUAA
Conger conger (European conger) is the source of this 1934-nucleotide messenger RNA. RefSeq names its product malate dehydrogenase, cytoplasmic-like. Gene Ontology annotation, biological process: malate metabolic process; tricarboxylic acid cycle; oxaloacetate metabolic process. Gene Ontology annotation, molecular function: L-malate dehydrogenase (NAD+) activity. The record is from RefSeq and is a predicted model, not a curated record. Lineage: Eukaryota; Metazoa; Chordata; Actinopteri; Anguilliformes; Congridae. The coding region runs from base 166 to 1218 and encodes 350 amino acids. The transcript has 9 exons. Gene Ontology annotation, cellular component: cytosol; mitochondrion.